UUGUUUUAUAGCUGGGAGCCAAUCUGUUUCUUUUUAUUUGUGCAAACCUGACUGGAGUGUUCACACAUUACCCUACUGAAAUCUCUCAAAGACAAGCUUUCUUAGAAACAAGAAGAUGCAUUGAGUCAAGACUGACAAGUCAGAAGGAGAAUCAGAAUCAGGAACGGCUCCUCCUGUCUGUUCUUCCACGGAAUGUUGCCAUGGAGAUGAAAGAUGAUAUUGAAACUGGAAGGUCCAAAAACAUGCAAUUCCACAAGAUCUACAUCAAAAAACAUGAGAAUGUCAGCAUUUUAUUUGCAGACAUUGAAGGUUUUACUGUGCUUUCUUCUAUGUGUACAGCACAGAAUCUUAUUAAGACUCUCAAUGAGUUGUAUGCAAGAUUUGAUCAACUGGCUGUGGAGAAUCACUGCCUGAGAAUCAAGAUUCUUGGAGACUGUUAUUACUGUGUGUCUGGAUUACAGGAGCCACGCCCUGACCACGCUCACUGUUGUAUUGAGAUGGGACUAGCUAUGAUUGAUGCUAUCUCGUUUGUGCGUGAUGCAACAAAGGUCAACUUGAACAUGAGGGUUGGUAUUCACCAGGGUAAAGUGCAUAGUGGUGUUCUGGGAUUGGUUAAAUGGCAGUAUGAUGUAUGGUCUAAUGAUGUCACUAUAGCCAAUCACAUGGAGUCUGGUGGCUUACCAGGGCGUGUUCAUAUAACCAAGGAUGUGUUGAGCUGUUUGAAUGGUGAUUAUCAAGUAGAAGAUGGACAUGGAGAAGAAAGAAGUGCAUAUCUCAAGCAGUAUCACAUACAGACCUACUUGGUUAUAGCUGAGCAUCCAGUCAAGAAGAAAGAAAUUUUUAAAGAACCAAAAAGAGAAAAAGAUCAAGACAAGAUUGAAGACAGGCUUGGUUUUUCUUCUGCCAAGCAAGACACUGAAGAUGAAGUCAAUGAAUUUUUAGGAAGUUCUAUUGAUGCCAGAAGCAUUGAUCGGUUACGUAAAGAACAUGUAAGACCACUGGUGUUAACAUUCAAGAAUGAAGAAAAUGAAGAAAAAUACUCUCAAGAGAAGGACCACAUGUUCAAGUCUUACUCAUCCUGUAUAUUCCUUAUAUUUAUCUUCAUUGUCUUGGUCCAAGUCAUGGUUUUACCAAGGAAUCAAAUAAUGCUGGGAGUCUUUUUGACAGCUUUUGUAGCCUUUUCUGUGGUAUAUAUUCUGAUCAUUUCAGAGAAGUUCAAAUCAUUCCCCAGAUGUAUGAAAGACAUCUCCACUAAGAUCUGUGGUUCACGUGUUAUUUGUCAUGUCAUUGCAUCAGUCCUGAUAUUCAUCCUUUAUAUUGCAUCUAUUGGUGGCAUGUUUGGAUGUGAAACUCCAAAAACAGUCAAUGCAACAGUCAAUGGUUCUAGUGUUGAGAAGUGCUAUCAUCUGCCGCUUAAUCCAGAAAAUGCCUCAUGUGACUAUCCACAGUACUUUACAUUCAGUAUAGCACUAGUAAUGAUAGCAUGUGCAGUAUUCCUUCAACUGAGUACAUUACAGAAGCUCUGCUUGCUUAGCUUUAUGUCAGUGAUAUAUAUAAUACUGGUUUAUGUCUAUGAUCUUGUUCACAAACAGUUUAGUCGACAUGAUGAUGUACAAUAUUGUCUGCUGGAUAAUUUUAUUCCCUGGACUCAUCUUUCUAUUCUAGUAGUUGUGAUGUUCAUAAUUUCACUGACUGGUCAUGGAUAUCUUCAUGAACAAAUAGCAAGACUGGAUUUCCUUUGGAAGCUCCAGGCCACUGAGGAGAAGAAAGAAAUGGAACAACUAAGAGAAUACAAUAAGAAAUUACUGUACAAUAUCUUACCUGUCCAUGUAGCACAGCAUUUCCUCAACCAAAAGUCAAAGAAGAAUGAGGAUUUGUAUUAUCAGUCUUGCGACAAAGUUGCUGUAAUGUUUUCCAACAUUUGCAACUUCUCAGAGUUUUACUCUGAACUGGAUGCAAAUGGAGAAGGUGUAGAAUGCUUAAGAUUAUUAAAUGAAAUGCUAGCUGAUUUUGACGAGCUACUUGCAGAACCUCGUUUCAACUGCAUAGAAAAGAUCAAGACAAUAGGAGAAACAUACAUGGCAGCAUCUGGUAUCAAGCCAGAAUCACAGGAAAAAUUAGCAACCCUCAACCACGUUGUACUAAUGGCAGACUUUGCAAUGGCUAUGAAACAGAAGCUACAAGACAUUAACCUUCAUUCCUUCAAUAACUUUCAAAUGAAAGUUGGUUUAAACUUUGGUCCAGUUGUCGCAGGUGUAAUAGGUGCACAUAAGCCACAGUAUGACAUCUGGGGUGAUACAGUCAAUGUUGCUAGUAGAAUGUAUAGUACUGGAAAACCAGACUCUGUACAGGUGGCCAGAAGUAUUUAUGACAUCCUGUCAACACGUGGAUUCACCUUCAAUUGCCGUGGGUUAGUUACUGUUAAAGGCAAAGGGAAAAUGGUGACAUACUGGCUGACUGGCAAGGAAGGUAGUGGACCAUAAGUCUGUCACACCACACUACACAAGUUGAUUGAAGCCAAGAUUAGCAUUUAUGAACAGUAGACUUCCUGGGUCAGGUGAAGAUUGUGUGACGUUAGUUGGAGAUUGAGUGACCUUGUGUGACACUAGUUGGAAAUUAUCAUGUGACUUCAUGUGACAUUAGAUUGAGAUGGAGUAACCUUGCAUGACACUAGUAUGUUGCCACGGGAAUGAGGAAUAAUGUAAAAACAGUCAAGUAUGUUUUAUAAUGGGUAUGGAUUAAGGAACUGUUGUACUUUCAUUAUAAUAUCAUGUGGGAAUGGCUAUGCAGUAUUAAUAUAAGUGCAUUCACAAUCAUGUACACAUUGUGACAUGCACAUUGAAGUCAAGCUAGAAAUACAGAGAUUUGCUUUUUAUCUGACAAACCUUUAAGCUAUUGUUUCCUUAUUGUUUUAUGGUUGUUUUCUAAUGACAGUUGCCUCAAAGCAAAACUAUUACAUUUUCCUCUUUUUUUACAUAUAAACUUUUAAAUUUCAUGAUUGUUUUCUUAGUAUGCUAACUUUCAAGUUUCAUAUUGAUGUUUUGCCUAAAUCUCCAUAUAUUUAUAUUAGAGAUGAUCAGACAUAAUUAUGCAGAUGCCAGCUUGAAUUUUAAUUUUGAUUUAGUGGUUAAGUUGCUAAAUGUCCAGUGUUGUUUUGUAAUAUCAUAUAAUGUGAUUUAAAUCCAAGAUUUUUAAUUAUGACCUAACAAUUAACAACAAAUUCCAGGUUUCUUAAAUAAGCUACAUACUACCUUCAAUUUAAGAUUGUACAAAGGCGCUGAGAGAAAAGACGUAUUGUAAUAUAUUAUUAACAGAUAUGUAAUAUAAAUAUCUCCAUCAUCAGUAGGUAGAUACAAUUUGGAUGCAGUAGUAGAGGCUGUUAUCUAGUGCACUGGGUUUCUGUAUCUUUAGUUAGUUUUUUAAGGAGGUUUUGAUGUAGAUGGUAGUAGUGGUCUGUAAAUCAUAAUAUAUACAACUAUAUGCAUACCAACAGAUGCUGGGCAUUGCAGUGGAACUGUAAAUAGGAGAAUUAUAAUAUAUUUCAUAGGACAUAAGGCUGUAAUGAUUUAUCCUAGAUUACUGAAGAUGAACAUGCUUAAAUAUUGCAAUGUCCAUACCAUUAAUAAUGAUUAUUGCGGCAUAGAGUUGAAGUUUCCUUCAAGCUGGAGUUAAUGCCAAAAUAUGGCAUUUAUCAACAGAGUCAACUGUAGCUUCUCUAACAUUCUUGUGGACCUUUUCAUCCAGCUCUGUAUUCUUUUUGCAUUAACUAACAUAUUGGAAACCAAUUAUAUGCAGAUAUCAGUCUGUCUAUGGACUUGCAAGAUUAAGCAAUUCAGGGGUUAGUUAAUUAGAUUAGGAAUAAAUAAGACAACAGCCUUGUUGGUACUUCUAGAGUAAUGAUAUCACCCACUAAUACAUGAUGUAGACAGACAUCAGGGUUGGAUAUAGGUAACCGUAUAUAGGCUACUUUCAUGGUUUUAACAUCCUGAUCACAACUUGAUUGAUUGAUGAUUACUAUUUUAAGCCAAAAACCCAGAUAGCUGGAAAACAUUUGUCUGAUGGUUCAUGUAUUCUCUACUUUCACAUCC
This is a messenger RNA of Actinia tenebrosa (Australian red waratah sea anemone), 4088 nucleotides long. Its product is annotated as adenylate cyclase type 5. Gene Ontology annotation, biological process: cAMP biosynthetic process; adenylate cyclase-activating G protein-coupled receptor signaling pathway; intracellular signal transduction. NCBI's taxonomy places the organism in Eukaryota, Metazoa, Cnidaria, Anthozoa, Actiniaria, Actiniidae. Gene Ontology annotation, cellular component: plasma membrane. Gene Ontology annotation, molecular function: adenylate cyclase activity. The record is from RefSeq and is a predicted model, not a curated record.